AGUGCCGGUGUAGCUGUCGCGGCGAGCGGUCCGGUAGCCUGUAAAGGGGGUGUACGCGCUUCGCGUGCGGAGGAGGGGUUGAAAAAAAAAGGGAAGCGUCCAAGAUCGACGCCUCGUGAGGGGUGGUGGUGGGUGGGGAUGAUAUGUCCCGCCGAGCGCGCGAUUUGUCCGUUGUCUGGAUGCGGCGCGGGGCGUUCCACGCCAGCUGCCCCAUUCGCCGGCGCACCUCCCUUUCGACACGGCCCUCCACUUAACGUCUCUCGGGAGCAAUCUUUCAUCGUCCUCUAGAUAGUUAAAACAUAUAUAUAUAUACUCCCUACUCCCCUCAAGAUCGUCCCUGGUCAAUUCGCAUGAUUACCAGUACUCUGUUCUCGAUUACUACGUGAGUGUUUGUUUAAUUUCUCAACGUCUGGAGGAACCACUGACCGAACAACGUCUCUGCGUUUUACCAACAGAAGCAAUACUGUUAUGACUUAAUGCUGUGAAUUUUUUUUUUUACUGGCGUUUGGUAGUACUGCGAAGUGUAAAAAAAAACCUAGAUUUCUUUAAAAGUUAUUCGUUACAACUUUGAAACAUUUGCAAUAUUUUUAUUUUGGUGUCGACGUAAGUAGGAAAUUUAUUAUAAAUUAAAAAAAAACAUCCGUGGAGUGUUACGAUGUUAACUCUUGAGUGAAAUAACUAGAUAUUAGAUGAUGAUCACUACCAUCACGUUGAACCAGAAUUCUGUAUAGAAUUUUUUUCCUUUACAACGUGUACGCCUAAUGUGGUAAUGAGGUGUUAUUGUGCGCAUAAUUGCAGCAAGUAUCAGUGUUUGUGAUAACUGUGCUACACGUGGAAAUCUCGAAGAAGGCAGCAGUAAUAAGGAAGAUAUUCCGUCAGUUUUGAUCUUCUCUUGGAACAACCAUGGCGAACUCCUGUGCCGGCGUGCUGAGAGUUCUUGUGCUGAUCCAUUGCUACAUUCGGAUUCUCGCUCAAGGUCCGGCGGUGACGGUGCAGGCCGUGGUGUCCGGCACGGCGCUGCUGCCCUGCGACAUCUCGGCUCCGGCGGCCAACGACAGCGCCAUCCUCGUCAUCUGGUACAAGAACGACAUGACGCCCAUCUACAGCUACGACGUGCGCGGCAAGCACUCGGAGGGCGCGUCCCACUGGAAGGACAAGGACGUGCUGGAAGGACGCGCCUACUUCCGCACCAUCACCGAGCCGGCCACGCUCUCCGUGGACGGCGUGGACGCGCGCGACGAGGGCGACUACCGCUGCCGCGUCGACUACAAGGUGGCGCCCACCAAGAACACCAAGGUCAAGCUGGUCGUCAUCACGCCGCCGCAGACGCCCAAGAUCUUCUCGAGCGAAGGCCGCGAGGUGCAUGGCACGGCGGGGCCCUACGAGGAGGGAGGGGACCUUCGCCUCACCUGCAUCGUGUCCGGAGGCCGGCCGCUGCCGUCUGUGCGCUGGUGGCGGGAGGAGGGCCUCGUCGACUCGACGGACGCCGUCAGCGCCUACCAGGACGUCAAGCACAACGUGCUGACGGUCAAGCGGCUGGAGCGGAGCGACCUGCACGCGCGCUACACGUGCCAGGCGUCCAACAACAACAUCAGCCAGCCCGUGUCCGCCAGCGUCGUCAUCGACAUAUACUUUAAGCCCCUCAGCGCCUCCAUCCUGCACAGCAAUCAGCCGCUGUCGGCGGACCGCAAGUACGAGAUAGUGUGCAUAUCCGUGGGCUCCAGGCCGCCGGCCAAGAUCACCUGGUGGCUAGACAACCGGCAGCUCGACACUUACGUGGAGAAAGUGUCGCAGGACGAGAACGUCACCACGUCCACGCUGACCUUGACCCCGACCAUGGCGGACCACGACAAGUCGCUGACGUGCCGCGCGGAGAACGCGCGGGUGCGCGCAGGAGUCGAGGAAGACACCUGGAAGCUGGACGUCUUCUUCAUGCCGAUUCCCAUUUUGAACUUAGGCUCAAACCUCAAUCCAGACGACAUCGAAGAAGGCGACGAUGUCUACUUUGAGUGCAAGGUUCAUGCUAACCCAUGGGCCUACAAGAUUGUCUGGAAACACAAUGGCCAGGUGCUGCAGCACAACCAGAGGAAUGGCGUCAUCAUGAACAACAUGGACCUGGCGCUCCAGAGCGUCAAGAAGACGCAGUCGGGCAACUACUCGUGCAUCGCGUCCAACGUGGAAGGCGACGGCGUCAGCAACAUCGUCCAGCUCAACGUCAUGUACAAGCCGCUGUGCCGCGCGGAGCAGAAGCGCGUGUACGGCGUGGCGCGCCACGAGAACGCCAACGUGGUGUGCGAGGUGGACUCGUACCCGCCGCCCGACACCUUCAAGUGGGCCUUCAACAACACGGCCGAGACCAUCGACGUGCCCCAGGCGCGCUACCGCACGCCGUCCUCCACGCACUCGCAGUCCACGCUCACCUACACGCCCGUCACCGAGAUGGACUACGGCACCGUCAUGUGCUGGGCCUUCAACACGGCGGGCCAGCAGGUGGAGCCGUGCGUCUUCCACAUCAUAGCGACAGGCCGGCCGGACCCGCCCUUCAACUGCACGCUGCUGAACCAGACGACGCAGUCGCUCGAGGUGGACUGCCUGGAGGGCUUCGACGGCGGGCAGCCGCAGCUGUUCCUGCUCGAGGCGAGCGACGCGGCGACGGGCGCCCGGCGCGCCAACCUGACGGCGUCUCAGCCGCAGUUCUCCGUGGCGGGGCUGGGGCCCGGGUCGGUGCUGCGCAUCGCCGUGUACGCCUUCAACGCCAAGGGCCGCAGCGACGCCGUGCAGCUGGAGGGCUUCACGCUCAAGGUCGCCGAGAAGCAGACCGGCACGCCGGUCCCCUUCGAGCUGCGGCCCGUGCUGGGCUACCUGAUCGGCGUGGCGUCGCUGCUGCUGGUGGCGGUGCUGGUGGCGGCGGGGGCGCUGUGGCUGCGCGCGCAGCACAAGGCCGGCUCGCCGCGCCGCCCGCUGCACCUCGCCGUCAAGGAGAAGGCCCUGCCGCUGCGCUCCGACGUCGAGGACCUGUGCGACAAGGACGACCGCAACCCGGACGUCGUGCCGUGCAACAAGGACUCCGACUACCAGCUGAUGGAGGACGUGCAGUCCCCGGCCGGCCUCGGCAAGACUCCCCCGCAGCUGCCGUCCUACGACGACCGCCCCAAGUGCAACAGCGGCGCGGCGCGCAACGGCGACCUCACGGACAAUUACAAGGCGGCGAGGGGCCACUACCCGCAGUACGCGGCCGGCGAGGAGGUGACGUACGCCGAGCUGUGCCUGCCGCGGCCCACCACCUUGCUCGACGGCGGCGCGACGGCGGCCAUGCCGCCCCUGGGAGCCGCCCCCGGCUGCUUCAAGCUCGGCUCCGGCGCCGGCGCAGUGCGCUGCCGCGACGAGCCCACCAUCUACGCGCAGAUCGACCACGGCCGGCUGCCGUACGCGUCGCCGCUGUCGCCGCUCGUGUCGCCUCCGGCGUCGCUGCUGUGCGGCGGCGGCGGCUCGUCGCCCGCCAGCAUCGCCGCCCUCCACCCGCUGCCGCCGCACCGCGAGAUCGUCACCGUGCGCACGCCGCUCAUGACGAGCCAGCAGGAGAGCUGCGUAUAG
Bacillus rossius redtenbacheri is the source of this 3594-nucleotide messenger RNA. Its product is annotated as nephrin-like. NCBI's taxonomy places the organism in Eukaryota, Metazoa, Arthropoda, Insecta, Phasmatodea, Bacillidae. The record is from RefSeq and is a predicted model, not a curated record. The transcript has 14 exons. Gene Ontology annotation, molecular function: protein binding. Bases 904 to 3594 code for a protein of 896 amino acids.